AUGAAGUACCUGCUCAGUGUUGCCUUGCUGAUGGCCAUCGGUCUGCAGCAGAUCGAUGCCCACGGCAUGAUGCUGAAUCCUCCGAGUCGCUCGUCCCGCUGGCGCUACGAUGGUUCCGCUCCCCAGAACUGGAACGACAAUGAACUCUUCUGCGGUGGUUUGUAUACCAUGUCCAACAAUGGAAAUCGGUGCGGACUGUGCGGCGACAAUUUCUUGGAUGGACAGCCGCGUGCCAAUGAGAUCGGAGGAAAUAUUGGUGGGUAUGGUGUCGUUACCAGGAGCUAUCCCGCUUCCAAUGCCAUCACCGUGGGCGUGAAGAUAACCACCAACCAUUUGGGCCACUUCGAGUUCCAUUUGUGCAACCUGGAUGCCUUCGGCCAGGAGUCCGAAGACUGUUUCAAUCAGAACCGCCUGCGCUUCCCCGAUGGCAGUGAACGGCUGUACAUUGGUGAACAGAGAGACGAGUUCGAUGUGACUGUUCUCCUGCCCGAGAAUCUUACCUGCACCCACUGUGUCCUCCGCUGGACCUAUGUUGGAGGCAACAACUGGGGCAUCUGCGAUGAUGCCGGCAAUGGAGCUUUGGGCUGUGGACCCCAGGAAACCUUCAAGAACUGCGCCGAUGUGAGCAUCAAUUGGGGCCGUAACAUUCUCAAGGAUACGGCUGCCUCUGAUGUCGAUGUCGUUGAGGUGCCCGUUGAGGUGGCCUAAGAACUCCAUACCCAGCGAACAACGAACUGCCAUCAAAGUCUGAAGGUGUCAAACACC
Messenger RNA from Drosophila persimilis, 765 nucleotides. RefSeq lists its product as uncharacterized. Bases 1 to 708 code for a protein of 235 amino acids. The record is from RefSeq and is a predicted model, not a curated record. Lineage: Eukaryota; Metazoa; Arthropoda; Insecta; Diptera; Drosophilidae. Gene Ontology annotation, molecular function: protein binding. The transcript is spliced from 3 exons.